Molecule: messenger RNA, 3517 nt
Organism: Sinocyclocheilus anshuiensis
Lineage: Eukaryota; Metazoa; Chordata; Actinopteri; Cypriniformes; Cyprinidae
Gene: sprtn
Product: SprT-like N-terminal domain
Exons: 5
Coding region: 461-2350 (629 amino acids)
Biological process (GO): DNA repair
Cellular component (GO): nucleus
Molecular function (GO): polyubiquitin modification-dependent protein binding; metalloendopeptidase activity; single-stranded DNA binding
Source: RefSeq, a predicted model, not a curated record
AAAUUGUACGAUUUGUUGUUUGUGGAUCUAGCAACUCCGUGCAACUACUUUGAUUGGUCAACAUUUUACGUCUCCUUCCCGCAUUCCACGGGCUGUUAUUUUUGUAGCGCUAUUUUUAUCUGUUUGCAUAUUGUAACAUCCACAAGUCCCCAGUGUUGCGCUGUUCAUGCAUAUAACGUAACAUUAUAAACAACUAGGCUUAGAAAUACAUUUCCCAGCAUUCCCAACGCUGUGCGGCUUUACGAUUGGCCAACAAUUGUUUUUUCAUAGGUCUCUGGUGGAAAUAGGUUUCUUUCAAAAAAAAUCUGAGACGUUCAUCUUGAUCGUCACAGUCACGAAAACCCGCGACUAAACCCUUUAAUCUAUUAGGCGAGAGUUUCGUUGGUCGCGAUGAAUGGAUUUAUGAGGAGUUCUUGCUCUGGUUGAAGGUGUCAACUGUUCGUCCUAAAGCAGACUGAAGAUGGAGGAUGAAGACUUUUUACUCGCUCUUCGUUUACAAGAGCAGUUUGAUCAGGAGACCGCGAAAGCUGGAUGGACUGAUGAAGACUAUCCGUCCAGCAAGAAGCGUAAGAUUGACUCCUGCUCUCAGCCCAGACCAGAGAGACCGCUGUCCGUCGUGGACGAGUCGUGGGAGAUGCUGGACCCCAAUCCGGACGUGAGAGCCAUGUUCCUGCAGUUCAAUGACCAGUUCUUCUGGGGGAAACUCAGCGGGGUGGAGGUCAAGUGGAGUCCACGAAUGACACUAUGUGCUGGUGUUUGCUCUUAUGAGGGAAGAGGAGGCUUGUGUUCAGUUCGACUCAGUGAACCAAUCCUGAAGCUCAGACCGCGCAAAGAUCUUGUACAGACUCUUCUUCAUGAGAUGAUCCAUGCUCUUCUCUUUGUGACUCAAAACAAUAGAGAUCGAGAUGGCCAUGGUCCAGAGUUCUGCAAACACAUGAACAGAAUCAACCAAGCAAGCGGCACUAACAUCACUAUAUAUCACUCCUUCCACGAUGAGGUGGACGUGUACAGGCAGCACUGGUGGCGCUGUAAUGGACCCUGUCAGAAUCACAGACCAUUCUUUGGAUACGUAAAGCGUGCGAUGAACAGGCCUCCCUCGGCAAGAGACCCCUGGUGGGCUGAGCACCAAAGGACCUGCGGUGGAACAUACACCAAAAUCAAAGAGCCAGAGGAUUAUGGGAAAACAGGCAAAAGUGAUAAAAAGAAAGACAAGAAUCCUUCUGAUAAGACCUCCAAGAAUCCGAAGCCUCCAAGCAGCACAACAGGCUCUGGCUCACAAGACAUCAGAAAUGUCAUUCCAUUCAGUGGGAGAGGGUUUAUUCUUGGAGGGAACACACAGACUUCCACGGACAAGCAGAGUCAGAGUCUUCCUAAAGCUCAAUCCGAACCUCUCGCCUCUCCUCCUGACUCACCGCUUCUUCCAAGACUACAGCCCAUCGAGGCAAACUCGUUCAAAAGAGUCAGCUCAGGUGUAUCGAAUGUUCCCCGCAGAAAGUCUGUUAGUAACACUAAUGCCUUCAUCAACGUCAAUGGCUCACCUGUGAGAAUUGCCAAAGUCAAUGACUUAAGAGGCAAGCAGAGGUCGGUACGAGAUCUCUUCCAGGCCAUAGUCCUCAAAUCUCCAGAGAGAGCAGCCAAUGCGGCUGGUUCCUCCAAGCCUGCUACUGAUGCCUCAACAGCAAACCCUGCUAAAUGCAAUGGACCAUCUUCGUCUAGUGCCUUAGACGGGCAAACUAGCCUGAUCAAUAACCAUCAUUCAUACAGUGCCACAGUGCCAAAGCCUACCUCAAUAGAGUCGCAUCUCUCCAAAUAUUCCGGAAGCAGUGCUCAAAGUUCGAAAUUCCAAGAUUUGGGAAGCCCCCAAAAGUCUGCAACUGGCACACCGGGUUACUUUUCUAAGCUCUUCGGAAGUAACCAAAAACUAGGAUCAGAUGCUACGAGCUCGGGAUUCCGAAACACUGGCAGUCCCCAAAGUUCACGUACUUCAACAACUACUUCAGCGUCCAGUUCUAAGCACUUUGGAGGCUCCGAAAAGCCUGCAUCCAACUUUCCAAGCCCUAGAAGCUUUGGCAGCCCCCGGACAUCAGGGACGAUGCCUUCAGGAGCCAAGAAGAGAUCGUGGGAAGAGCAUAAAUCUGAACAUAUCUUUGAUUACUUCCAGCGGACAAAUGACAAGUCCGCCACGUCCACAGUGCAGCAGAGAGAGGAGGUGGAAGACACGGGUCUGCCUGCAGUCAGGGAUCAGCAAGCAAACAAUCCUCCGAUCCAGAUCACCGUCCACUGCCCCGUGUGCCACGUCAAAGUACCUGAAUCCACAAUUAAUGAGCAUCUGGAUUCCUGUCUGUCAUAGUCACUGAAAGGAAGGCCAUAGGGCUUUAGUAAAGCUAGGAGAGGUGUUUACUAUGAUAUUCAUAUUUCAGGUAUAGCUUCGAAUAGAAAGAUAAAAAAGAAUUAUGUCAUAGUGGUGAGAUAUUGUAAUUCCAAUGCAAUAGCUAUAAGCGAUAGUUAAAAUAAAUGUAUAAGUUAUUGGUAGCACAAUACCCUAAAAAGCGUGCCACACUUCCUUUUGUACUUUUGUGCAGUUACUGACUUAAUCUACCUCGGUUUUGUAACAAGAGCAUUUGCAUCAUGGGAAGAAUGUUGGGCGCGAUUGACAGCUUAGAUGAAACUGAGUGAGUGGUUUAAAGAGGCGUCACUUACUGUCCUUGAUGUCCGCGGUUCAUGUCGAAUCAGCAGUACUGAAUUUCGCACGCGUUUGGCUGUCCGCUGUGGGAUUUAGAUGUGCUUAGCUUUCUGCCGGUUCAGGUUUUGCAAGGUUGCUUACAUCUCGGUGUCAUCAAUAACAGCUCUGUCAGGUUGACCAUGAUUGGGGACGGAGCUUGUGCCACCUUCUGCAUAAUAAUUUCACAUCUACUUUGUGCCCUAGAGGAAUGCACACGUUCAAAAACUAACCCCACCCAGAAGUGAAUAUUGGGUGUGCAGGUUAAAACCUCCUGAUAUGAUGAUAUAUAGUUAAGUCACGAGUAUUGUUGUGUUUCAGAUCUAGAGACCCCACCUUAGAAGGAAACAAUGCCUGAUGACGAGUUCACGCUGCUCAGGUUACCUGUAGAACACGCAGAUGUUACUUUUGGCGUGGUUCACUUAUAGGCCCGUGAGCGUAACAUUGAUUUACCUUCGUAAAAAGAGGCAGGACGCAUUGAUUUGUUUAGUGUUUGAGGUGCUGCAGGCGUCUGUGAUGUCAUUCGUAAUGUAUGCAUGCCGUUUUAACAUGCACUACAAGUUCUCGAGGCAAACCGUGCUGUUAAUGCAUCAUUCUCUGUUGGGAGCGAAACUUUGCACAAUUUAUUGUUGGCCAAUUUAGGGUAAAAUUGUUUGUUUUAAAAUGGUUUUAUAUUGAUACUCUGUUUUAAGAUAAAAGUGAGAAUUUUAUUAAGUGGUUAUAAAUGUUUGUAUGUUUUAAGUGGAUUUUCUAUCAUGUUUUAAAACCUCAGAAUUGUGCCUGAUUAAUUUUUUUGCC